Molecule: messenger RNA, 1257 nt
Organism: Triticum turgidum subsp. durum (durum wheat)
Lineage: Eukaryota; Viridiplantae; Streptophyta; Magnoliopsida; Poales; Poaceae
Source: the annotation of a GenBank genome assembly
AUGGGGAACUGCGCCAGCGCCAUGGAGGGCCUCAUCCCGUGGGGCUGGGGCGCCAAGCCCGCCGCCGCCGCCAAUCCCGCAGGGAUGUCUGCGUCGAAGAGGACCACGAGCUCCUCCACCACCGCCACAACGGGGAAGCUGUCGACGGUCAGCACCAGCACCUUCAUGGCGUCGACGGUCAGCGGGGGCAGCACCGACGACUGCUACGAGGAGGAGGGGGGCCACAUCCUCGAGUCCCCGAACCUCCGGAUCUUCACCUUCGCCGAGCUCAGGGGCGCCUGCAGGAACUUCAAGCCCGAGACGGUGCUCGGCGAGGGCGGCUUCGGGAAGGUCUACAAGGGGUGGAUCGACGUGAACCCCGCCAAGGGCAGCACCGCCAUGGUCGUCGCCGUCAAGAAGCUCAACCCCGAGAGCGUGCAGGGGAUGGAGCAAUGGCAGUCUGAAGUGAAUUUCCUCGGGAGGAUUUCGCACCCCAACCUCGUCAAACUGUUGGGCUACUGCAUGGAGGACAACGAGCUACUACUCGUGUACGAGUUCAUGGCCAAGGGGAGCUUGGAGAACCACCUCUUCAGAAGAGGGGCCAUCUAUGAGCCACUGCCUUGGAGCCUCAGGCUGAAGAUUCUCAUCGGUGCAGCCCGUGGCCUCGCCUUCCUUCAUUCGUCCGAAAGGCAGAUUAUCUACCGGGACUUCAAAGCUUCCAACAUCCUAUUAGAUUCACACUUCAACGCGAAGCUCUCAGAUUUUGGAUUGGCCAAGCAUGGCCCAGAUGAUGGGGAGUCUCAUGUGACAACACGAGUCAUGGGCACGUAUGGGUAUGCCGCUCCGGAGUAUGUUUCUACCGGCCACCUGUAUGUGAAGAGUGACGUGUACGGCUUCGGCGUCGUGCUGCUCGAGAUGCUCUGUGGCCUGAGGGCGCUGGACCCGAGCCGCCCCAGUGAGAAGCUCAACCUGGUGAACUGGGCGAAGCCGCUCCUGUCGGACCGGAGGAGGCUGACCCAGCUGAUGGACAGCCGGCUCGAGGGGCAGUACCAUGCCAGGGGAGCCUUCCGCGCCGCUCAGCUCACCCUCAAGUGCCUGGCCGGCGAGCCCAAGAGCCGGCCGUCCAUGAAGGAGGUCGUCGAGGCGCUCGAGCAGAUCGAGGCGAUGAAGAGCAAGUCCAAGUCGAGGGAGGCCAGGCGAGACAGCCCGUCGAUGCCGCGUGGCCGGGGGAACUCGCCGAGGAGCGACGGCGCUAGGACCAACUCUAGGGGCAGAUGA